This is a messenger RNA of Drosophila takahashii, 676 nucleotides long. RefSeq names its product dynein regulatory complex protein 8. Lineage: Eukaryota; Metazoa; Arthropoda; Insecta; Diptera; Drosophilidae. The record is from RefSeq and is a predicted model, not a curated record. Gene Ontology annotation, molecular function: calcium ion binding.
AGUAAAUAAAAAAGUAAACAGCAAAAUUAUUAGUGAAAACCGUUUGGAAGUGCUGUUUAAAUUAAAUAGUUAUUAAAAUUAAAAACCAUGGAAGUUGGGAUUACCCUGAACAACGAACUUGAGACUCAGAUUUCGGAAGCCUUUUGCAUCUUUGACACGCAUGGUGAUAAAUAUAUUGACACCCGAAAUGUGGGCAACGUCCUCAGAUUUUUGGGCUGCGUUCCCACCGAAAAGGAGGUCGAGGAAGUUAUUAAGGCCACCGAGUCCACGGAUUACCCAGGGGAGACCCAUAUUAUCAAAUUCAUAGGCCAUGUCUCCCAGCUGCUAAUGGACCGCCAAAUGGAACCUGCGUCGGCUGAAAAGUUGCUGGAGGCCUUUGAGAUCCUGGAUCCAGAAAACAAAAAAUUUCUGACCAAGGAAUAUUUCGGGAAACUGAUGUCGGAAGAAGGCGAACCUUUCACUCAAGAGGAACUAAAUGCCAUGUGGCCUGUGGCCAUUGCCAUUGAUCCCAUCACUGGAACUGAAAACGUUCCCUAUACCUUCUACAUCAAUCAACUCAGGCACAAACCGAAAAUCUACGAAAUCGCCGAGGUUAUUAAAGAGGAAUUGGCCCAAGUUGAAAGGGAAAAGGGCAAGAAACCCCCACAAACUAUGUUUUCUUAAAAAAAUAUUUUGU